GACAGUUCUGUCUUAACGAUUCUGGUAUUAAUGAAACAUCGUUGUAAAGGGUUGAAGCGUCUUCCUGAACUUGUAGACACAGAGACUUGCUUGGUGUGCGCAAUAAAAUGAUAAAGCAACGUUGGGCCUACGAAUUGUCAAUUUGUUAAUGAAGCAUGGCUUGUGUUGAACAAGACAGACUGGGUCAAGCCUUUGAAGAUGCUUUUGAGGUGCUGAAGCAGCAUUCAAGUGGAGAUCUUCAGUACUCCCCAGAUUACAAAAAUUACCUGACUUUCAUCAACCACUAUUCUCAUGUCAGAGGAAAUUCCGGCUGUUAUUCCAUGUCACCUCCGGAGGAGUCCGUCUAUAAUUGGAGAGCCGUAAUAAACAGUGCUGCAGAUCUCUAUUUUGAAGGAAAUAUUCAUCAAUCCCUGCAGAACAUCCCAGAAAACCAGCUGACACCACCUGCUGUUCUCCAGUCAAAGGGAGGAAAAGGCAGGAAGAAGCUCCGCCUGUUUGAAUACCUGCACGAAUCCCUGAGCAACCCCGAAAUGGCAUCUUGUAUUCAGUGGAUAGACAAAGCCAAAGGCAUCUUUCAGUUUGUAUCAAAAAACAAAGAAAAACUUGCCCAACUUUGGGGGAAAAGAAAAGGCAACCGGAAGACCAUGACGUACCAGAAAAUGGCCAGAGCACUAAGGAAUUAUGGAAGAACUGGGGAAAUCACCAAAAUCCGGAGAAAGCUGACUUACCAAUUUAGUGAGGCCAUUCUCCAAAGACUCUCUCCAUCUUAUUUUUUGGAAAAGGAGUUCUUCUACUCACCGUAUAUUCAACCUGAUCAAAACUAUCUCAGUUUAAAUACCUGGCAUGCAAAUUAUAAUUCUAUACCUGCCAGUUACCCUGAGCUAAGUCACCCUAUUUGCUAAAUAUACCCUUACGUGUCAUGCUUUCCAGGCAUCAGAAAUCCCUACAAAUUUCAGGAUUUUUCUUCUAAAAGCAUAUCGAGGGGAAAAAAAGUGAUUAACUCAUUGUUCUGUCAGCGAAUAACUUUGAAAUGAUCAAAUCCCAUUUGAAAGUAUAGACUAAAUGUCCUUCUUAUCACUCUCUACACAGUAAUUUCUUCCAGAUUAACAAUGCCAGUAGAGAUGGUUUGAUUUGCAUAUUGAUUAAAACAUUAGUUCCCUGUCCUAUACUUAAACAAAACAAUCUUUCUAACAUAAUUGAUGACUUUAAGCAACAAAGUAAAAGGGAUUACAUAGGAUAGUGUUUACACUAAAAUACAUUCAUGGCUUUAAAAGCUUCUGUGGCUAUCCUGAGUCUAUAUUUUCUCUGUACUUAUGACCUCAUAGUCUGGAGCUAAAGAAAUGAGAUGGUCUAAAGAAAUGCCACAGACCUUAAUAAUAAUACCCAGAGCUCACAUCUCCCACUAAUUAUUUCCUUGGGUUUCUCCCUGGGGUAGAUGCAGAAGCUGGUGUUGCUUGCUAUCCUGUCAUUCAGCCACGGGGAGGCGCUUUUGCGCUUUUCUGGCAUAACUUUCCAGCACCAUCUCUUCGUUCUUCCUUUGAACCAGCCUGCUGAGACCAGGCUGGAAGUGCGAAGGAGAAAAAAAAAUGAUAAAGAACAAGGAAAGGAAAACAGAAAACCAGAGAAAGCCAGGAUUUACAGAGUCUGGCUUAAAGCUAUGGCUUAUUCUGCUCUUUCUGCAAGGAAUCCUAGAAAGAAACCCUUUGUUUCUUCCAACCUGGCAGGCCCAUGCAGAUGGAAUCUGUUAAGAAGCAGAACUUCCUAGCCUACAUGGGCCAUUUUUAGUACAGGCCAAGAGCUCCCUGGAGCCUGCCCUGUCAGAUUUGCUGCGUUCAUCUUUUUGUGUCCUCCUGAUACCAUUCCCCGAAAACUUAAGAAAGGCUUGGGUGGACCCAGAGUGACUAAAUGGAGGCAGACUUGAUAUUAACUCUCUCCACAUGUACCCUGGGUUCUGUUAGAGACAGAAUAUGUCUUCCCAAAGUUCUUACGUUAAAACCGAAUCCUCAAAGGGAUGGUAUUUGGAGGUUUCUUUGAGUAGCCACUAGACUACCAGGGUGAAUCCUUUGUGAAUGGGAUAAGUGCUUUAUAAAAAAUCCGUGAGAGCUUCCUUGCCCCAUUCAACAUGUGAAAACAUAGUAAGAUGACUGAUGAAUCAGAGAGCUCUCACCACAGAAUCUUGGCACAUUGAUCUUGGACUUCUACUGAUGCCAUUUUUCUAACAGCGCAAAUGGCUGGCAUUUUAGAAUUUUCUAAUGGGGGGGAUGUACAUUUUUUUAAGCAAUGCUAUUGCACAUUUAAUGGACUAAGUAUAGUAUAAAUAGAAUGGUUCACAGGGUUUCCUGCUUACUAUAACAGGAUGUGUUGGUGAAAAUAGAAGGCAUGAUUGCUCAAUUGACCCAUGAGCUGGGACCUGGAGUAACUGGAGGCUGCCCAUUCCCCCUUCCCCUGGAAAUGUGUUUUCAAAAGCUCUUUGCUGAAUGUAACCUUAAAUAUGCAUUGUGUUGAGCCCCUGUGGAUUGUAUACUUGACUAAAUACAGUUAAAGUCUGUAAAACUUGGAGAUUUUGUGUGGGUGGUGGGGGUGAGGUAUAGAAAACUACUUGUCUUGCUGCCAAAGCCAAUGCAGCUUAAGUUCCCUUGUUCAUUAAAAUUGCU
Molecule: messenger RNA, 2654 nt
Organism: Talpa occidentalis (Iberian mole)
Lineage: Eukaryota; Metazoa; Chordata; Mammalia; Eulipotyphla; Talpidae
Gene: SPIC
Product: Spi-C transcription factor
Exons: 7
Coding region: 156-902 (248 amino acids)
Biological process (GO): cell differentiation; regulation of transcription by RNA polymerase II
Cellular component (GO): nucleus
Molecular function (GO): sequence-specific DNA binding; DNA-binding transcription factor activity, RNA polymerase II-specific
Source: RefSeq, a predicted model, not a curated record